AGCGAAGGGACGGUAGCCGGCGGACGGUCGGUGUGGCCCCGCGCGGAUGGCUCCCCCACAGCUGGACAGCGACGCGCCUGUGAGGGAGAAGGAGGUGGUGGGCAGCGGCGGCAGCGCACCCCGCGGUUUCUUCACUUGGGAAGAGGUCGGGCUGCGCACUGGUCGGAUCCAGCCUUACAACGAGCACUGGCUGGUGAUCGACCGGAAAGUCUACGACGUUAGCCGCUUCUACAAGCGGCACCCGGGAGGCGCCCGAGUGAUCCGGCAUUAUGCCGGGCAGGAUGCCACGGAUGCAUUUACAGCAUUCCACCUUGAUAAAAAUUAUGUGAGCAAAUACUUGAAGCCAUUGCUGAUUGGGGAGCUUGCACCAGAUCAACCUAACUCUGAGCCCAACAAAAAUCAAUUGAUAAUAGAGGACUUCCGUAAGCUGCGAUCCACUGUUGAGAAGGCAGAACUCUUGAAGCCCAACAUCCUCUUCUUCUUCCUGAUUUUCCUUCACAUUGUGAUAUUAGAUGUUGGUGCCUGGUUUACCAUCUGGUACUUUGGAACAUCUUUACUACCAUUCUUCCUAGGUGUUGCAUUAUUUGCUACUGCUCAGUGCCAAAUGAAUUGGUUUCAGCAUGACUUGGGACACCUUUCUGUCUUUAGCAUAUCAAAAUGGAAUCACAUGCUACAUACAUUCUUAAUGUGCAUAAUGAAAGGAAUGGCAGCAAAGUGGUGGAAUAACCUGCACUUCCAGCACCAUGCCAAGCCCAAUUGCUUUCGUAAAGACCCUGAUCUCAACAUGCAUCCUUUUUUGUUUGCUUUAGGGAAGAAACUGGCUGCAGAGCUUGGGAUGCAGAAAAAGAAGUUCAUGCCUUACAACCAUCAACACAAGUACUUCUUCAUUUCAGGUCCAGGAGCAUUGCUUCCCUUCUUCCAGUUCUCUGUAUUCUACUUCUCAAUCAAGCGAAAAGAAUGGGUGGAGCUAGCUUUGAUGAUAACCUUCUACAUCCGAGUCUGUCUCAUGUAUAUACCUAUUAUGGGAUUUAAGUGUUUUAUGGCAUUCUUCUGGCUGGCCAGGCUUCUUGAGAUCUGCUGUUUUACCUGGGUGUCACAAAUGAAUCACAUCCCGAUGCACAUUGACUAUGAUAUAAAUACAGACUGGGUAUCUACACAGCUCCAGGCAACCUGCAACGUGGAUCAAUCCUUUUUUAAUGACUGGUUUACUGGCCAUCUGAACUUCCAGAUUGAACACCACCUUUUCCCCACAAUGCCUCGACACAACUUGUGGAAGGUGGCCCCUCUGGUGAAAUCCCUCUGUGCCAAGCAUGGCAUUGCCUACCAAUGCAAGCCCCUGUUCACUGCCUUUGGAGACAUUGUGCACUCUCUUAAGGAUUCUGGGCAAGCCUGGUAUGAUGCAUAUAUACAUGCAUAAGAAAGCAGCAAUUUCUGAAGAAUGAUUCCAUCAUUAGCCAUGAAAAUACAUCACAGACUGGGAGCAGUUAACAUGCUAAGGAAGUAUUUGUGGUCUGGUGGGUGAAUUGGUCAGAAUGAAUUAAUGAAUUUGGGACAUUCUGAAACACUUUUUGUCCUGUGCAAUGUUUUCUUUUGUGCUAGUUCUCUUGUUGUAUUGUGGCAUAGUGUUGUGCAUUUGUUUUGUUGUAAAUUACAAUAAUUAUGAAAAUAGGGUGUUUCAUAAUUAUAGAUAUGAAAAUGAAACGAAACAGCCUAUACAGAAAGAAAUCCAUAAUUUUCUUUCAUUUUGUUCAGGAGCUUUCAUUUUUUUGCACUUACUUUCUAUUUGUCUCGACUGUGUUUUCCUAAUAAGGGCAUAUAAAGCUGUGUUCCUUAGGAGAAGUGGAGAGAGAGCCUCUGGGUUUUCUUGAUUGAUUGCUGACUUUAGCACUAAGAUUACAUGCAUAUGUGAGGUAGUCCAAUCCUGAAGUAUAUGGGGUGAGACUUUGAAUUAGAAGCCGAUUUCACAUACUGCAACUUGCCUGUUUCUAGAGAUCAUUUGCAGGUUUUACUUGUGCCACAGUACAGUCAUGAUAGUAUUUUAUACUAUAUUAAUCCGUUCUUACUAGCUUAGCUUGAAUAUAGUUUCUUUUUGUGUGUGUGUUCUCCAAUUCUUUCCGAAGCAUUUUACUGAUUGUACUUGGGACUUGCUCACCCCCUUUCUUUCCUGAUUUAUUAUGUGAUUUGUGGCUUGCCUUCUGGGUUCCUCCACAACUUACGGUUCUUUGAAACCCAAUAUUUUUAUUUAAUCCCCCCCCUCAGUUUUAUUUGUUUUAUUCAUUCGUUUCACUGUGUGACGUGAAUGUUGCCACAGUGUACCCCUAUCAAAGCCUUUUGAUUUUUAACCUUCCCCCUCCACUGCCGCUGAAGCUCCUGUGGUUCUUUGGGAAUUACAGUUAAUUUUGAAUUUGUCUGUCUUGUGCAACUCAGUCUGUGUUUAAUGUCUGGGUGUCCCAAGUGUGUCUACAGUGCCAACUCCUCAAGCUGCUUUGUGUGUUACUGUUUUCUAAGAGUUCUUCCAUGUACUUUAACAUUAAGCAUGGGUGCCUUUCAUUGCCUCAGUCAUAGGACAGGGUCAGUCUAAAUGCAGGCAAGGCAUGAAAGGGAGGUAUUUCUGUUGUUCUUCAUUUUUGAGGACAUCUCAUGCGUUUGUGUAAAACUGAACUCUCUUUUUCCCCAUGGAGGGGGAGUGGGACAAUUUAAAGCAGAAGAACAGGACUGGUAGAGAGUUAACAAUGAAACAAAAAUCACAAGUUAUUUGGAGGAAUAUCCAUGGUAAGCUUAAGAAAAAAGUUCCUUAUAGAUUUUUAGCAUAUUGACUUCUGUGUUAACAUUGCCUCCAUUCCUAUGAUAGUAGUGGUGAUUGCUCCUCCUUUCCACCAUGCACUUCAAAGAACAUGUGACCUGGGGCCUCUGGAUGUGAAGGGGGGGAAAUGGGAAAAUUGGGGAGAAAGGGAAGUUUCAUAAGCACAUUUUUCAGUUUUUCCAGUGGAAAUUUUUGAGGGGAACUUGAAGAAUAUUUCUAUGAAUUCUUUUCCCUUUUGAAAUGAAGAGUUAAAUCCUAUCUAAAACUUUUGUGCACAGAAGCAUGACUUCCUCUGUCCUGCUGUGGCCCAAUAUACCCCCAAAAUAGCUCCUGCAGGACCUCCAGAAGUUGCAUGAGGGAAGAGUGGGAGGGCUGUGGCCAAUUAAACUACACUAAUUGGCUGCAGCCAAUUAACUUUAUAAAUAAAGGAUUUAAAAUUUUAUAAAUAAAGGAUUUUAUGUUGUUAAAGUGGCAGAAUAAGUGUUGGUUUGAUUGGAAAAUUAAUGUAGUUUCCCCCAAAAUUUCCAUACACACACACCCUGGAAAAAGCAGUUUUAUUCAUGGAUUCAAAAUUUUUGGAAAUUUUACAUCUUUAGCCUUCAUGCUGAUGCCCAAUCAUACAGAGGAGCUGUUCAUGUGAUUUGAUCUUUUCUUUUACGGGAGAGAAACUGUAUGACUAAGGCCUCCAUGCUAUCUGUUGCAAUGUGGAUGCCUUGGCUCACACACUAUUUGAAGUGUAAGGUGGAGAAGAGGGGCACGCUCUCACUCAUCCACCAUGGAGAGGCCACUGCCAUUCCUAAUGUAUGAUCCAGUUGACUCUCAUUCAGUGAUGAUUUCUGGCAACAUGAUUGAAAAGUAUUAAGUAUUUAUUGUUUCAAUACGUGAUUCAAAGUAUUGAUCUUCUUUAGCACAGCCCUCAUAGGUUGUACACCACUUCAUGUGUACAUAUUUGUAUUUAUUUGUAUGUUUUUGUUAAUAUGUUUCAUAAAUCUCAUUGGCUUGA
Molecule: messenger RNA, 3806 nt
Organism: Eublepharis macularius
Lineage: Eukaryota; Metazoa; Chordata; Lepidosauria; Squamata; Eublepharidae
Product: acyl-CoA (8-3)-desaturase-like
Exons: 12
Coding region: 47-1417 (456 amino acids)
Biological process (GO): lipid metabolic process
Cellular component (GO): membrane
Molecular function (GO): oxidoreductase activity, acting on paired donors, with oxidation of a pair of donors resulting in the reduction of molecular oxygen to two molecules of water
Source: RefSeq, a predicted model, not a curated record